Molecule: messenger RNA, 3025 nt
Organism: Sebastes umbrosus (honeycomb rockfish)
Lineage: Eukaryota; Metazoa; Chordata; Actinopteri; Perciformes; Sebastidae
Gene: ube2kb
Product: ubiquitin-conjugating enzyme E2Kb (UBC1 homolog, yeast)
Exons: 7
Coding region: 246-848 (200 amino acids)
Biological process (GO): protein polyubiquitination; proteasome-mediated ubiquitin-dependent protein catabolic process
Cellular component (GO): nucleus
Molecular function (GO): ubiquitin conjugating enzyme activity; protein binding
Source: RefSeq, a predicted model, not a curated record
CACACACACACACACACAGAGACACAGUGAGGUGUGUAUGUUCUGGACUGGCUGACUGACACUGAGCUGAGCUGUGAACUGCUGCCAUCUGAGGUGAAGAGAAGAGAAGCGGUGGACGGUGAAAGUGAAAGGAGAGCUGCUCCACACAGAGAGAGAGAGAGAGAGAGAGAGAGAGAGAGAGGAAGGCAGCAGCAGCAGCAGCAGCAGACCCAGACAGACAGACAGACAGACAGACAGUCAGAGUCAUGGCUAACAUCGCGGUCCAAAGGAUCAAGCGGGAGUUCAAAGAAGUUAUCAAAAGCGAGGAGACAAGUAAAAACCAGAUCAAAGUAGAGUUGGUGGAUGAGAACUUCACAGAGCUGAAGGGGGAGAUAGCAGGUCCUCCAGAUACACCAUAUGAAGGUGGCAGAUAUCAGCUUGAAAUAAAAAUCCCAGAAACCUAUCCUUUUAACCCGCCAAAGGUGCGUUUCAUCACUAAGAUCUGGCAUCCUAAUAUCAGUUCUGUGACGGGAGCAAUAUGUCUGGACAUUUUAAAAGACCAGUGGGCAGCUGCUAUGACCCUGCGGACGGUGCUGUUGUCUCUACAGGCUCUCCUCGCUGCAGCAGAACCAGAUGAUCCACAGGAUGCAGUAGUAGCAAACCAGUACAAGCAGAACCCAGAAAUGUUCAAACAGACUGCCAGGCUGUGGUCUCACGUCUAUGCAGCCGCUCCAGUCUCCAGUCCCGACUACACACGCAAAAUAGACAAACUCUGUGCCAUGGGCUUUGAUAAGAAUGCAGUAAUAGCGGCCUUGUCUUCAAAAUCCUGGGACGUGGAAACGGCGACAGAGCUGCUGCUCAGCAACUGAAACGCAGCCAGGUGUGAGGAUCCCAAACUCCCUUCAUCAUAACAUCAGCUCCUCUCCCGGCAUCCAUUCCACCAUUGCCUUUUGUUACACAGACAACCCCCCGUUCACCACAGCAGUCUGAGCCUUCUUUUACAACAUGUUUGUUUGCUACAAACUCAAUACCGGUAGCACCACAAAUCGCCAGUAUGCACACCGCCCUGCUGACCCCACCUGUCCAUUACGCUGUCUUUUCUUCCACUAACUCAAAAUGUGUAUCCUUGUAAUAAGCCACCAAAAACUUUCAAACAUGCAUCUUGUCUUCCAUGCCCUUUAUUCAUAUCGGCUCUUAUUUUUUUCCACAAAUUAUUGUGCUUAAUAUUUCAAAGAAUCAAAUAACUUUCCAUUGCCUGGUGGGUUUUCCAAUGUAAAAUAUGAAGGAAAUGCAGCACACUGCUCUCACAGAACAUCACCAUUUACUCCCUCCAGCAACCAGCUGGACCUUAUGAUAGAUUAUGGACAUUUAAUACUAUAAAAGGCCCAGCUGGAUUAAAUUUACUCGUCUGGAUAGUGUUCUGCAAUGAGCAGUGUGAUGGAUUUUUCCUGAACAGUUUAUCUAUCAAUCACCUGCAGUUUUUUUGUCUGUAGAAUCAGAAAAAUAUCACACAAACAUCUGCACAAAAGUAGAAAAAGUUAUCUGUAAAUAGAUGCGUGUAAAUUUGAAAAUACAAUGGGGAUAUACUUUUUUUUUUUUUUCUUACAUGGCAUUGUAAAGCAAAUUAUUUUAAAUAUAAACUAUGCCUAGUUUACAAUUAUAUGGAGAGAUAUCUUUUUAUGCUCAAAUCCCUCUGAAUGGCCUGUUUUGUUUUUCCCUCUUAAGAUUGUUGUGUAGGGAUGGCACAGCCAAGAUCAGCCAGCUCACGGCCCUCUGAAGGUCAUUACAUGCCUCCUUUUCUGCUCCACAAUCCAACCUUUUCUUAUCCUUGCAUGUUCUACGCUGCCUUUUGUUUUAUUUGGCCAAAUGAUGUGGUGAUGGGGGCGUCUGUUCGAUUCAAAGGAGAGACUCUUUCUAAUCUGUGGAAAGAGACGCCUGGGCCGCUCGCUAUGCUCGGCAAGCACACACACACAGUUUGACGUCUGUAGGGAACCAAAGCCGUUUCUGUUGAGCAUGUUGCUGGAACAUGUUCUCUUCUGCUCUGACACCAACAGGAAAACACACCUCAAGAAGAAACGAGUGUGAAUGUCAUUAAGGAUUUUUGAGUUUGCAAUGCUGUGGUUUUUUGUUUUUAACUCAUUUCAGAGCAAUCACUUUUUAGCCACGGAUUAAGGAUCGGCUCGCCCUCUCAGUCCUGAUGUUGAUCAUUAAGAGGGGAGAUUCAUCACCGAUCCAUUCCAGCAGUACUCAAUCAAAAACGUUGGCCAUAUAUAUAUAUAUAUAAAGAGGUGACGUCCCCAAACGUGCUUUACUACACAGCCAAAUAAAAUGCUCACUGAGGUCGUCUUUGAAUGAUGUCUUAUGAGUAGUAAAAGAGGCUGGAACUCCUCUGACGCAGAUAGCAGGCCUGCACAGUGUUUUCAGACAUUUUUGAUUUGAGGUACAUGGACUGUAAAGAAAUGCUUAGCAUAUAGACAAGUGAUGAAUCCUCACACAUGGCCUUUCUUUUAAAAAGAACUUCCUUUAGCUUGCCCUCCAGCUCAGUCCCUUCCAACACAAGAGGCAUAUUACAGUACUACACGGAGUUAUCGUGCUCCCUCUACACUGACGGUGAACAGUUUCCAGCCAGAGCCAAAAAAAAAAAAAAAAAGGUGUUCAUAGUCAGAGGUAGACGGCACACAGCAUCUCCUUUACUUGUAAAUAGUCCAGUUCUUGAUAAAGAGCCGUCUCGUUAUCACUAGCGUGCACCACUGAUGGCUGGAUCUAUAUUUUGUAAGAAAAAGAAAGGACAAAAAAAGGAUAAGAGGCCCCCUCCUCCUCCUCCUCCUCUUCCUCCCCCCCGUCUUCCUGGUUUUCUCACUAUGUACAAUAUUGCACGAUGAUGAAGCAUAGAAAAAGGGGCUGUUGCAUCUCAGUUUCUCCAUUUGGAUUGAGACUUAUUUUUCCUCCUUUGUUUCCUUGGAAGCGAGCAUCAGCAGUAUAAAAAGCAUGGUUAUUUAUUGUGACAGUGUCAUGUUUCUUUGAUUAAAAAAAAGUGGAAAAUCAA